GCAGAGUCAUGCACAGGGGCGGACUGACCAUUUGGAAACUCAGGCACUGACCCAGGGCCCGGGGUCAGUAGGGGGCCCCAUGAGAUGCCCCUGGUACCUUUUUCAUAGGCUUUUUUGAGUUUGGGCAAGGACACAGGGGCCCCAUGAUCCCAUAUUGCCCGGGGGCCCCAUGAGUCGUCAGUCCGCCCCUGGUCAUGUGUUACCAGCACAGGGAUGCACAGAUGUUCCAUGCAUUUUCACAAGGAUACAGCCACUGUGUCCCAAUGUGACAUUCGUGCAGGUGCAUGGCCUCAAACUC
Messenger RNA from Staurois parvus, 298 nucleotides. The record is from the annotation of a GenBank genome assembly. Lineage: Eukaryota; Metazoa; Chordata; Amphibia; Anura; Ranidae.